AUGGGCACCAACUAUUGGUUAGAGUCUAGCAAUCACCUAGGUCAAUCAAGCUAUCAAAUGAUAUUAGAGGAUGGUUAUUCAGAAUUAUCACUCAAUCAUCCUUCUAUUGGUCAGGUUGCAAAGGUUGGUACUGGGACCGAUCUACCUUAUGGCUGUCCACCCUGGUGGAGAAGACCUUAUAUGCUCAAUGCCUCAAAGCUAUUCAUCAAUGAUGCGGUAAAGAGCGAUGAUGUUCACGAGUGGGGUCUAAAAUCAUCUGAAAAAAUUCUUAGCCAACCAGAAGACGUUGGACAACAGUUAGCACUAACUUUCGACAAUGAGGGAUCUGUACUUGCUGUUGGUGGUAAGGAAGGAAAAUUAAGGGUUUUCAAGUGGCCUAGUAUGGACAGCAUUCUGGAUGAGUCGAAUGCUCAUGCCUCGGUGAAGGAUUUGUCUUUCAGCCCAGAUGGAAACUUUCUAGCUUCUGUUGGAUGUAGUGGGCCUGGUAGGAUUUGGGAUAUUGCAUCAUCAACACCUGUAGCUGCUUUGCAGAAAGUAAAGGAUUUGUCUUUGUGUGUCAGUGUGUGGUUCACUUCAAUGUAA
Messenger RNA from Daucus carota subsp. sativus, 582 nucleotides. RefSeq names its product SEC12-like protein 2. The coding region runs from base 1 to 582 and encodes 193 amino acids. Gene Ontology annotation, cellular component: endoplasmic reticulum membrane. Gene Ontology annotation, biological process: protein secretion. The record is from RefSeq and is a predicted model, not a curated record. Lineage: Eukaryota; Viridiplantae; Streptophyta; Magnoliopsida; Apiales; Apiaceae. The transcript is spliced from 5 exons. Gene Ontology annotation, molecular function: GTPase activator activity; protein binding; guanyl-nucleotide exchange factor activity.